AUGGACUUAGUGGGCCAGGGCGGAGCGGUCGAGGCAAACGGCCUGGAGCUUAUUAAUAACACUCCUCAGCAUCAUUCCACAAUUGGCUUCGGCUUCGGGAAUGCCGCUCCGUACUACCAGGCUGGUCCUUUUGUACUCGAUUCAGCGUUCUAUGACUCUCAAGGUGCCGUGAAUUGCUUUAAUUCUAUGGGAUUCACUUCGAUUUGUAAGGCUUUACCAUUAUUAUUGGGCUUGAUGCUCCUGUCAUUACUGUAAUAUUUUAGCCAAUGCAUCGCCCUUUGCCCAGAUCCCUUCUUUGGAUUCAACUCCGUCAUCACAGUCUUUCCAACUCCCAAAUCCAUCACUUCCCAAUCCCUACCUCACUCCCAUCGAGAUCUCCACGAAUACAAUUAAUUCAAUGAAUGCCUUGAGUAAUAUGAGUAAUAUGGCGGUCCCUUCUGUCUCUCCAGCUCCUUCAAGUAUAGUGGUAAAGCCGGCGCAAAAUGCAAAGCCAAUAAAAAUCAAGGAGACAAGAGGUUAGAUAAACAUUAUAUAACAAUUUAAUCCUGACAUUUCAGUUGUAAGUAAAAAGCCAGAUAGAAGCAAGGCCGAGAAGAAUACAGUAAUCCAAACACAGAAGCCGAGAAGACAACGGACUCAUUUUACAAGCCAUCAAGUAAGUUGAUCCUUGAAUGUAAUUUGUUAUAUUUAAAUUUAAUCGUUUCAGUUGGGAGAAUUGGAAGAGCAUUUCAAACGGAACCGUUAUCCGGAUAUGAGCACCCGAGAAGAGAUAGCUGCCUGGAUCAGUCUUUCGGAGCCCAGAGUCAGAGUAAGUAUUCCCAGGACUUUCUUGUUUUCUCAUUUAAUUAGCAUCUCAUUCCGUCGUAUGUCCCUGAGGAGUCAAAACUGUGGGAAAUAAUUGCGCGAAAAUGGGGAUAAAAAUAUAAAAUGGGGUGUCAAACACAUAAAAGGGUUGCGCAAUCUCGGAGACAUAUGGGGGACAUCACGGGUCGAGAUGAAUUAAGGGCCGACUUCUUUGAUUUUUAGGUCUGGUUCAAAAACAGACGAGCCAAAUGGAGAAAGAGGGAACGACAUACAGUAGUCGAUGCAAAUGUGAAGAACUAUCCCGCUGGAACGGUAGGAUUAAGAGUAAAUUAUCCUAUGUCAUCGUCAUUUAAGGACGCUCUCUUCUACAACAACCAGACUUGGCAGUCUUAUCCAUCCGGCCAAUCUUCAAACUGGACUUUCAAAUCAGCCCCAUUACCAAAAUCAGCUGCAGAUCCCAAAUCCGAGUCCAAAUCAGAUUCCAGUUUCGAAUCCCAAUCGGAAAAAGAGAAGUCCCAAGCCCCGUUACAGUACCCCUAUCCUCAAGAGUAUUUUAAUUCCAACUACCCAGUCGCUUAUCCUUAUCAGACCAGUUUUUCGUAG
Messenger RNA from Bursaphelenchus xylophilus (pine wood nematode), 1407 nucleotides. Lineage: Eukaryota; Metazoa; Nematoda; Chromadorea; Rhabditida; Aphelenchoididae. The record is from the annotation of a GenBank genome assembly.